Rosa rugosa (rugosa rose) is the source of this 1961-nucleotide messenger RNA. RefSeq names its product rop guanine nucleotide exchange factor 1-like. Lineage: Eukaryota; Viridiplantae; Streptophyta; Magnoliopsida; Rosales; Rosaceae. The record is from RefSeq and is a predicted model, not a curated record. The coding region runs from base 97 to 1776 and encodes 559 amino acids. Gene Ontology annotation, molecular function: guanyl-nucleotide exchange factor activity. The transcript has 5 exons.
AAGAUUAGUAGCACAGUUUUAGCGGUAAUCCUUCCUCUCUCCUCUUUCACUUUCCUUUUCUGAACUCGAUCACUUUGAUCUCGAAGACCUUGAUCAAUGGAGAGCGUCAACGUCUCGUUCUCGUCGGAAGAUGAAGACGUGGAGGACUUGAGCGAGCGGUUCGAGAGCUAUAGCUUGAGUGCUGACGUUAGCGAGUCGGAAAGCUCAACUAGUACUAGCUUUUCCUGUCGGAAAAACGAAGCUCAUGCUUCUACUUCCAUGACUUCCUCGCCGCCCUCCGGACCGGACUUCGCUGACAUUUUUUACCGCAAGACGGCGCUGCCGGUCAUGUUGCCGGCCUUCGGUGGUGGACGUAAUGUUGUAGUUCCGGCGAUGACGGAGAAGACUGAGGCUGACUUGUCUGAGGUUGAAUUGAUGAAGGAGAGAUUUGCAAAGCUUCUGCUUGGAGAAGAUAUGUCAGGUGGAGGCAAUGGAGUCUGCACUGCUCUUGCUAUUUCCAAUGCCAUCACAAAUCUUUCUGCUACUGUGUUUGGAGAGUUAUGGAAGUUGGAGCCAUUGGCACCCCAGAAGAAGGCAAUGUGGUGCCGAGAAAUGGAAUGGCUUUUGUGUGUGAGUGAUUCUAUUGUUGAGCUCAUACCAUCAACUCAAGAAUUCCCUGGUGGUGGGACUUUUGAGGUUAUGGUCACUCGUCCCCGCUCGGAUCUAUAUGUGAGCCUACCUGCCCUCAAGAAACUGGAUGCAAUGCUGCUUAGCCUUCUGGAUGGAUUUAGUGAUUCCGAGUUUUAUUAUGUUGACCGAGGGAUAAUUGUUGCUGAUACUGAUGAUACCAAAACAUUUUCCCGAUCUUCCUCUUCGGGUAGACCUUCAAUUAGGCAAGAAGAGAAGUGGUGGCUCCCAUUCCCUAAAGUACCCCAAAAUGGUCUGUCUGAAAAUGUGAGGAAGGCAUUGCAGCACUGUAGGGAAUGCGCACAUCAGAUCCUUAAGGCCUCCAUGGCCAUCAAUAGUAAUGUGCUGGCUGAAAUGGAAAUCCCAGAUGCUUAUUUAGAGAGCUUGCCCAAGAGUGGGAAAGCUUGUCUAGGCGAAAUCAUUUACCGUUUUAUAACUGCUGAUCGGUUCUCCCCAGAGUGUCUUCUUGACUACCUGGACCUCUCAUCAGAGUACACCACUCUUGAAAUAGCUAACAGGAUUGAGGUUGCUGCACACAUUUGGAGACAGAAACACCUCAAACGCCAUCUGAAGCCUGCGAAAUCUGGUAAGUCAUCCUGGGGUGGAAAGGUCAAGGGAUUGGUUGGUGACAUGGAUAAAUGUAAGCUUCUAGCCUCCCGAGCCGAUACCAUCUUACAGAAUCUAAGGAUACAGUUCCCUGGCCUCCCACAGACGGCUCUGGACAUGAGCAAGAUUCAGUAUAACAAGGAUGUGGGGCACUCACUCCUUGAGAGCUAUUCCAGGGUCAUGGAAAGCUUAGCCUUCAACAUAAUGGCAAGGAUUGAUGAUCUUCUAUACGUAGACGAUGCCAGCAGGCAACGUGCAGCUGCAAUGUCGAUGUCUCUAUAUGAGCAAAGAAGGUUUGGUGCCGCCUUGCCAAAACAGAAGAGGCUGUUGAGGAGUCCUUUCUCAAUUCAACACAACUCUUGUGGCCCUUCAACUACAAUACCGGCAAUGGAUGAUCCUCCCUUUCAGAUAGCGAGAAGCCCUGGCGGAAGAAGGCAUCAGUCUACAAACGACAGUAAUUUAAAUGACUUGCUGCAUGAGAAGUUAGAAAAUUUUACUUUCUGAUGUUGAUGCAAUAAAGGUAUAUGGGAAGCUUAUUACCUUGAAAAAAGAAAGAUGAUUUGGUUAACCUGAUGCAGUAAGUUGAUGUUAGUAGAUAUAAAUGUUGUAGUCUUUCACUCUUUCUACUGUAUAAUCCAAGAACAUAGCCAAAUAUCCAGGUGUUAUAAACUCUAUUAUUCCAUCUUUCA